This is a messenger RNA of Strongylocentrotus purpuratus (purple sea urchin), 1110 nucleotides long. Its product is annotated as glycoprotein 3-alpha-L-fucosyltransferase A-like. Gene Ontology annotation, cellular component: membrane. The transcript has a single exon. The record is from RefSeq and is a predicted model, not a curated record. NCBI's taxonomy places the organism in Eukaryota, Metazoa, Echinodermata, Echinoidea, Camarodonta, Strongylocentrotidae. Gene Ontology annotation, molecular function: alpha-(1->3)-fucosyltransferase activity. The coding region runs from base 1 to 1110 and encodes 369 amino acids.
AUGGCUUUCCAUGCGUCCAGAAAGUUGGAGGAGAAGCGGGGAACAGCAAACAUGACGAUAGGGCAUUCUUCGCCACACCCCAAAACCAAGCCGCCCUCUUGUUUCCGUCAAGUUCAAAUCAGGAGUGGAAGCAAGAAGCCCCAAAAGCCACAAGAUUUUGAGUGUCCAGGAUUAGAUUGUGGUAUUCGUUUUGUUAAAGAUACCAGCUUCGAAACAAUGAUGAGGAGUGAUGCGGUGGUACUGUUUCAUUUAUCGAGUUGGAAUUGGGAUGAGAUGCAAAGAAGACGCCCAUCCAAGCAAGUUUGGGUUUUCUUUACCCGAGAGAGUCCUCGACACACGGGGGUAAAUGCAAUACCACCAAAUGUAUAUGAUUACGUAUACAACUACACCAUGACGUACAGACCGUCGUCAUCCAUAUCCAUUCCCUAUGGCGUCUAUGACAGCAACCAACCACAAGUCAUCCCAGAUGAUGCUCGAGACUGGGCAAAGGAGAAAACGGGUAUGGUGGUCUGGAUGGCAUCAAAUUGCCACCUGUCUUCAUGGGACCGUUUUGGAUUUGUCAAAGAACUCUCACGGCUUAUCCCAGUGGACAUUUACGGCACAUGUGGGAAGCUCAUAUGUAAUAGAAGUUCUGAUGAUUGUUGGAAUCGUAUCCGUACCUACAAGUUUUACCUGGCGUUGGAAAACAGCGAGUGCAGGGACUACAUCACAGAAAAGUUUUGGGAAAAUUCUUUACAGCAUGACGUUGUGCCCAUCGUCUACGGCGCCCCAAAGGAAGACUACCUUCAAGUUGCACCUCCAAAGUCUUUCAUACAUCUUCAAGAUUUUAACUCUAUGGUUGAUCUUGUCGACUAUCUCAAUCUGUUGAAUUCUAACGAUACCUUGUACAAUUCAUAUUUCGAAUGGAAGCGGUAUGGAACAAUCCCGAUGACGUUACGUCGAGAAGGUGUUUUGUCCCCACCGUUUCUGUGUAAGAUAGUAGCGAAGAUAAGAAAGUACGAAAACGACUCGUUUGACGGCAAACACAGAAAAGGAGAGACGAAUCCAAGCAUAAAGAAUUGGUGGUCAAACUCAUGCGUACAUUCACAUGGCUUCCCUCAUGACUUUUAG